CUGCCCUUCAUUGCCUCUAUCAACCAGCAGCAAAACAAAUCAGCAUCAUGAGCAGCAUCAUCGUCGUGACUCUGAUUCUUGGCCGACUAGCCCUUCUCAAUGUCUUCAUCAAUUCGGCAGUACUCUACACACCUCAAGUGCUUGGCAAUCCUCUUCCCCAAGUGGACCAAUCCUACAUUGUCGGUCAAGACUACACUGUUGUGAAGGAUGCGUCUUUGGCAUAUUUCCUUUGGCGCAGCAACAACACAAGUCCUUUGCAAAUUGCUGGCAAAGAUGCUGGUUCGUGUCACUCUAUCCCGGCCAGCGACUUCAUGUACCUCGUGCCAGCGCCUCCGUCACUACCGACAAACGCCCAGGUUCACGAGGAAUGGACUCCUGGUCAAUGCACUUUGAUUGCGAAGGACCAAGAGCCUGCUGCAGCCAAUUCGCACCCGGAAUGGUUCAAACUUUCGUUUGCUGACAAAACUGGCCUCGCUGUUUAUUGCGUCCGUGGUAUGCGAAUGGAUCUUACACCUGUCAUUUCCAGAUUGGAUUGCAAGUGGAUGGGUUCGAAAGAAGGCUACUGCAGUCAUAAUGAUAAACUUGAGGAAGUGAAAAACAAUCUGAUCCACUUCAACCUUGACUGCAAAGUGGAAAAGAAACGCUGAUGUCGACGUUGAGAUCCAAAGCGACUUUGGAUGCAGGCUCGUACAAAACCUUCUACAUUGUUCUGCGGUAGAUGAAGUUGUGAAAAACACUUGAUGCAGCCGAG
Messenger RNA from Protomyces lactucae-debilis, 751 nucleotides. RefSeq lists its product as uncharacterized. The transcript has a single exon. NCBI's taxonomy places the organism in Eukaryota, Fungi, Ascomycota, Taphrinomycetes, Taphrinales, Protomycetaceae. The record is from RefSeq and is a predicted model, not a curated record. The coding region runs from base 48 to 647 and encodes 199 amino acids.